GCUGGGGUGGAAAGCGAUCCUGACCCCGGGGACCGACACCACACCCAUGUUUCUGUGUGUGUGUACGUUAGAAAUGUGUUUGCAGCAUAUGCUCUGCUCUGCUCCUAGUUUUGCUGUUCUUUGCAAAAGAGACGCUGCACAUUGAAACAACUGGUCAACGUCAACAUGAGCAUCUACACAACGCCGUCCCCUGCGAAUCCCUCGUCAGCUGGGACGCCUUCGUUUCCAGAGCUUGUGACCAAGAUAGGUGCAGCAGCCACAGACCAUGGAGACUGGGCCGCCUUAAUUGGAGGUAUCGUCAGUGCAGUGUUGUUGGUAAUGAUUUGUACAAUAGCAGUGAUGCUGUGGUGCCUGUCCAGGCAAAAAGGCUCGUACGUCACCAACGAGAACGAGGAUGAUGAUGAUGAUAUUGACAACAAUGAUGAUGAGUCUGUCGCUUCUGAUGCGGCACUUCAAGCCAAAGAACCUCUCAAACUCAAAGGCGAGGAGUAAACUCAAAAUGUAGAAUAGUAAAAGCAAAGCUUUGUAGCCUGAUUAUGGCAACAAAAUGUGAAAUUUGUUUUUUUGCAAGAGCCUCUUUGAAAGCUGCACUGAGCAACUUUGCACAUUAGCAGGGAGGAUGCUAACCCCGCAUUCCAGACACCCUGCUGGUUUGGUCAAGCAGACUACCCUCAUAGAGUUUUAACCAAAGUGUAGCAGGAGCAAACUUUAAACACCUUUAAGCUGAGUAACUACCUUAGAUUAAUUAUGAUUGAAUUUUUCUUCAUAUAAAUUGUGCUUUUUUAUUUUCCUUUGAAGUCUAUAAAGUAAACUUCCUUUAGAUCUUUCUCCUCUUAUUUUGCCUUGUGGACUGAAUCAUAGGUCAAAGAUGCCACCUGCUGUUAGAAGUCAUUUUUACAUCGCAACAGGCUUCCUAUCAGGUUUGUCUGCUUAUGACUUCCUGUAGAAAAAGUAGCAGAUGUUAAAAAAUAGUUUUUGCUGCUUUCACCUGCAUCGUCCUUUGUAAUUGUUGCCUGUGACCAUGUGGGUGGGUCUUUGUGAGUGCAUGUAUAGACGUGCAGGUUCAUGCAUCUGUGCAGCGUUUACACCUCUCGUCAGCUGGGAUCGGCUCCAGCUACAACACGACCUUCUAUAGAAUGAGCAAAUGGAUGGAUACCUCCUUUGACAUGUCAAGACUUACACAUCCGAGGACUUCCACAUUCUCCUAACAUAAUAACAUAAUAAAAAAUACAUAACGCAUUAAACAAAGAAUAAAUUCUAAUGUCACCAAACACAUUUAACUUUACAUAUUUUCCUUAUAGGUCCAUUUAUUACAAACAGCUUGUUGACAUUUCGGUCCCUUGCUACAGUACGACAUGAAAACAAGCACUUAAAGACGACGCUUGACUUACAGUUAUCUGUGUUGCCUGCUAUGUAUGAUAUUGCCACUUCCUGCACAUCAACUGUAUGAAAGAUGAAAGAACAGCUACAUCACAGGGUGACCUUAUAAUAAUUGAUACGUGUAUGUUCAUAUGAAAUAUGAAAAAGACUUCAUUUUUGUCCAAAGUUUGUAAAUCAAUGUGCAUUUUAUAACAUUUACAGACUUAAAGUGAGUGAAAAAUAAAUGGUAAAGAAUGAGACGA
This is a messenger RNA of Betta splendens (Siamese fighting fish), 1622 nucleotides long. RefSeq names its product small cell adhesion glycoprotein homolog. The transcript has 4 exons. NCBI's taxonomy places the organism in Eukaryota, Metazoa, Chordata, Actinopteri, Anabantiformes, Osphronemidae. The coding region runs from base 166 to 492 and encodes 108 amino acids. The record is from RefSeq and is a predicted model, not a curated record.